GCACGGAUGACAAACAAGCAACGACUAAAGUAAGUAAGAAGGAAGUCAAAUCAAUUUACUUUAGAUCGAAGGGAAGAGAAAAUGAAGAGCUCCCGGAAAAUAAAGGACCUUUCAAAGGUGUUGCUAAGUGUAAUGGUCUUGUGCACCACCUUUCGGAACCCCUUUCGAAAGAGAACCUUCAAGGAAAGAACUCUUUGAAACGAACUAGUUCUGAAGCGUCGUCAAGGGCGAUUAAGCGACAGAAGCAAUCGAGCAUUUUGUCUUCGUCUGGGAAAAAGACUGACAAAGAUUCUAAGGACCUAAUGGAGAAGGAAAUUCCCUGCCCUGUUUGUGGGGAGAAAUUUGCGAGCGGAUUGAAAAUUCUG
Messenger RNA from Porites evermanni, 365 nucleotides. The record is from the annotation of a GenBank genome assembly. NCBI's taxonomy places the organism in Eukaryota, Metazoa, Cnidaria, Anthozoa, Scleractinia, Poritidae.